Messenger RNA from Nymphaea colorata (pocket water lily), 333 nucleotides. RefSeq names its product antimicrobial peptide 1-like. Gene Ontology annotation, biological process: negative regulation of growth; defense response. Lineage: Eukaryota; Viridiplantae; Streptophyta; Magnoliopsida; Nymphaeales; Nymphaeaceae. The coding region runs from base 1 to 333 and encodes 110 amino acids. The record is from RefSeq and is a predicted model, not a curated record. The transcript has a single exon.
AUGGCGAGAUCUGCUGCUCUGGUGGCCGUUCUGGUGGCCAUGGUUAUGGCCGUCCAGUUCGCAAGCAUUGCCGAUGCAAAAUACAACAGCUACCUGAGGGUGUACGAGCAGCCGCUGUGCCGCGGGCGUUCCGAGAAGUAUGAGGCUUGUGGUUGUCACAACCUCAAGUACGAUGGCGGAUACAAAUACGAUUACAACGAGAAGCAUGAUCCGGAGUCCAGCGUCACACUGUACAAGGACUAUAACUGCCAGGGCUAUGGACGCACGUUGCUUCAAGCUGAUCGGGAACGUUGCUGGACAAUCCGAUACAACAGUGUCUACAUCCACUGUUGA